Echinops telfairi (small Madagascar hedgehog) is the source of this 3544-nucleotide messenger RNA. RefSeq names its product small G protein signaling modulator 3. The transcript is spliced from 17 exons. Gene Ontology annotation, molecular function: protein binding. NCBI's taxonomy places the organism in Eukaryota, Metazoa, Chordata, Mammalia, Afrosoricida, Tenrecidae. The coding region runs from base 13 to 1836 and encodes 607 amino acids. The record is from RefSeq and is a predicted model, not a curated record.
UCCUACCGAGAGAUGGUGAAGAACAGCUCCAAUGACGAGAACAUCGCUGCCAAGCAGAUUGAGAAGGACCUGCUGCGCACCAUGCCUGCCAACGCCUGUUUCGCCAACGCCGGCAGCAGUGGGGUGCCACGCCUGCGCAGGAUCCUCCGCGCCUUGGCCUGGCUCUACCCCGAGAUCGGCUACUGCCAGGGCACGGGCAUGGUGGCCGCCUGCCUCCUCCUGUUCCUGGAGGAGGAGGCAGCCUUCUGGAUGAUGUGCGCCAUUGUCGAGGACCUACUGCCCGCCUCCUACUUCAGCACCACCCUGCUGGGCGUGCAGACGGACCAGCGCGUGCUGCGCCACCUCAUCGUCCAGUACCUGCCCCGGCUGGACAAGCUGCUCCGGGAGCACGACAUCGAGCUGUCCCUGAUCACGCUGCACUGGUUCCUGACGGCCUUUGCCAGCGUGGUGCGCCUGCGGCUGCUGCUGCGCAUCUGGGACGUGUUCUUCUACGAAGGCUCCCGAGUGCUCUUCCAGAUCACCCUCGGCAUGCUGCACCUCAAGGAGGAGGAGCUGAUCCAGUCUGAGAACUCAGCCUCCAUCUUCAACACGCUGUCGGACAUUCCAUCGCAGAUGGACGAUGCGGAGCUGCUGCUGGGAGCAGCCAUGAGGCUGGCCGGCUCCCUCACUGAUGUGACUGUAGAGACCCAGCGUCGCAAGCACUUGGCCUACCUCAUCGCUGACCAGGGCCAGCUCCUGGGAACCAGCGCCUCCUCCAACCUCUCUCAGGUGGUUCGUCGCAGGGCCCAGCGCAGGAAGUCAGGCAUCAGCUCCCUGCUCUUUGGGGAGGAUGACCUGGAGGCUCUGAAGGCCAAGAACAUCAAGCAGACGGAGCUGGUGGCCGACCUGCGGGAAGCCAUUGUGCGUGUGGCCCGCCACUUCCAAAGCACAGACCCCAAAAACACUAGUGUGGAGCUGACCCCGGAUUAUAGCAUGGAGAGCCACCAGCGGGACCACGAGAACUACGUGGCCUGCUCCCGCAGCCACCGGCGCCGCGCCAAGGCCCUGCUGGACUUUGAGCGGCAUGACGACGACGAGCUAGGUUUCCGCAAGAAUGACAUCAUCACGAUCGUCUCCCAGAAAGACGAGCACUGCUGGGUCGGGGAGCUGAAUGGCCUUCGGGGCUGGUUUCCGGCCAAGUUUGUGGAAGUCCUGGAUGAGCGGAGCAAAGAGUACUCCAUUGCGGGGGACGACUCGGUGACCGAGGGCGUCACAGACCUCGUGCGUGGGACCCUCUGCCCAGCCCUCAAGGCCCUGUUUGAACAUGGGCUGAAGAAGCCCUCCCUGCUGGGGGGUGCCUGCCACCCCUGGCUCUUUAUUGAGGAGGCAGCGGGCCGGGAGGUGGAGAGGGACUUCGACUCGGUGUACUCCCGCCUGGUGCUCUGUAAGACCUACAGGUUGGACGAAGAUGGCAAAGUCCUAACCCCUGAGGAGCUGCUCUACCGGGCGGUGCAGUCAGUGAAUGUGACCCAUGACGCAGCACACGCCCAGAUGGACGUGAAGCUCCGCUCCCUCAUCUGCGUGGGGCUCAAUGAGCAGGUGCUGCACCUGUGGCUAGAGGUACUCUGCUCCAGCCUGGCCACGGUGGAGAAGUGGUACCAGCCCUGGUCCUUCCUGCGAAGCCCUGGCUGGGUCCAGAUCAAGUGUGAGCUCCGCGUCCUCUGCUGCUUUGCCUUCAGCCUCUCCCAGGACUGGGAACUUCCUGUGAAGAGAGAGGAGGAGCAGCAGCCCCUGAAGGAGGGCGUUCAGGACAUGCUGGUGAAGCACCAUCUUUUCAGCUGGGACAUAGACGGGUGACGGGCUACCACUGGGCAGGAAGAGUGACCCCAGCUAGUUGCAGGCUGGCUUUGGGGCAGGGGCUGGGAGGAGGGGUCCUGGGCUAGACCUGUCCCUCUGCCAGGGGGGCUCUUCCAGGGUCCGUGAGAAUGGAAACCAACCAAAAAGCUGUGAGGGGUGACAGCACCCGCUGUUUGGUUUUUGCUCAGGAAGGGGGUGGGAUGCAAGGCCCUAGGCCUGUAAAUAAACUGUCUUAACAGAAAGGACGUCCUGGCUAGUGUUGGGCCAGGUGUUCCCUAUCCCAGCAGGACUUUGCAGGAAGGGCUUGGGGCCCGGCCUAUACACAGGUUGAGGAUGGACCAAAAACAGCCAGUAUAUAUUUUAUUUUAAAAAGUUCACACAGCUCCCCACCUGUGCCCUAGCACUUAUUAUUGACUCCACCCCAAGCCCCUUGAGUGACAGAUCAGACAGGCAGGGGUGGCUGGAAAUUGGGAAAGGUGUGGCAGGGCAUCUACAUGUCAAACACGUGAGAGGUAAGGCCAUGUCCAUGUGUGCCACAAUUCGAGCGGCCCCUGCGCCCACCCAGCGAUGUAUGUGAAUAUAGAGGUGUCAGAGGCGCCGUGGUUAAAGCGCUUGGCUGUUAACUGGGAGGGCAGGGAAACGUGGCAGUCGCUUCCAUCAAGAUCUCCGACCCCUGCAGGCAGUUCUACUCUGUCGUAGAGGGCUGCUGUGAGCUGGAGUCAAGCUGCUGGCGUGUGGGUGGCUAUGCGAGCUAUAUACACCUGUACAGGAAACGUGCCACUGACCUACGUGGCUUCACUGUCCGAGACACGAGCAUGGCAGGGAGCCCCUCAGGGCAGCCAGCGGGCACUGAGGUUGGCUGACAGGAGGCCCAGCAUAGUUUCUACUUGGGGCAGGGGGAAGGAUUAGCCUCUGCACAAUGGCACCUCAGAAGAGGUAGCCGACAGACAUGCCCACUCCGAGCUGCGCCACCUCUGGACACUCUGUUCAGUCUCCUGAAGAGGCAGCAGGCCUGUGGCUCCCAGCGGCAGAGGGAAUCAGGCUUGGGGGUGCCCGGCUCUGUUUGGGGGGCAGAAACUACAAGCAGGAAUCCCAGUGGAGCUGUAGAUCGUGGCCAUCGAGGAAGUCUGUGGAGAAGAGGCUGGGGGCUGUUGUGCUGAGGGGAGCCAGGCUCAGCACCGGGCCGCCUGACAGCUCCAGCCAGUCCAUGCCGUCCAGGGGCCCGUCGGUCAGGUCCAGGCCCACAGGGCCACUGGGCUCAGGCACAAAGUGCAAUUCGGAGGUGUCCAUGGGCGAGGGCGGGUGGUCCAGGAUGGCGGAGCUGCUCAGCAUCUGGCUGUGGAGGUCAUCAAUGAGGGAGAGGGGCUCCGGGCCUUCAUGCCCGCCUGUCAGCAGGGGCAGCCCCGUGCUGCUCUCCAAGAAGUCCUCCAGCCGCCCAGGGAGGGCAGGUGAGCCCGACGGAGGGGGCGCUGCAGACGGAAGCUCGGUGCAGGGCGGGGUGGGUGCAGUGGGCUUCUCCUCAGGCAGAAGUGCUGCUGGCUCCUUGAAGUCGGCUGGGAUCUCUGUCAAUCCGGGAAGCAGAGAGUUGGUCAACUGGGACUGCCCACUGGGGGGGCCCCUCCCCUGUGGGCGCUGGACCAGCCUCAGCACUGCCGCUUGGUUCAAGACUGGGCAAUAAAGCGAGCACAUGGGUGCUGGGAUGGCAGUG